AUGAAAGGAGGGAAAAGGAAGGGUGGCGGAGAAGGAAAUGAGUCCGUACAGCCACCACCCAUGCCGGACAUGGACGGCGGUUGUGAGGUUGACAAGGCGGGUUACAGUGGCGGAGAUGCUGCGGAUGUGAUGGUGGCGGAGGCGGUUGUGGAUCAGGUGGAGAAGAAACGGCAGGAGGAGCAGAAUCAUUAUCAAGAAGGAAAAGAAAACGGGGCUGAAGAAGAAGGCGAAGAGGAAGAGGAGGAGGAGGAGGAGGUGGACAAUGAAAACGGUUACGACCAGUUCGAUGACCUUCAAAUCGAAGAGGGUGAGGCCGAAACUGAGAAGCCAAAGCUCGCAGAAGGGUUUUAUGAGAUUGAAGCCGUACGGAAGAAAAGGGUUCGAAAGGGUGAAGUUCAGUAUCUCAUCAAAUGGCGAGGCUGGCCGGAGACCGCAAACACGUGGGAACCUUUUGAGAAUCUAUUGUCAUGUUCUGAUGUUAUUGAUGCAUUUGAGGAAAGCUUGAGUUCAGGGAAACAUUCACGUAGACGAAAACGCAAGUAUAGAGGGCCUCACACUCAAUCCAAGAAGAAGCUACAGCAGCGUUCACCUGCAGCUGCUACUUAUAAUUUACCAGCUGUGAAGGUCAGGAUUAUUGAGGAGCCUUUGCCUUUUCCUCCUCUGAAUGACUCAAGCCUUACAAACGAGGGGGACACUAAUGUAGGGAGUGUCAACAAUGUUGAAAUAGCCAAGGAAGGGAAGGAGAAUGGGUCUGCAAAGGUUGCCUCACAGAUUGAAGAAAGGAAAGAACAGAAUGAGUUGGACUGGACGCUUAGUGAACUGAAAGGAACUGUAACUGUCAAGGAGGACCAUGUGGAUAAGUUUUCAGUACAUUUCCAACCAGCUUCGGCAUCAGAAGGAAAUGGANUGUCUGACGGAAAAGAAAUGAUUGUGGAUAAUAAAUUUCUUAAAGCUAACAACCCCCUUCUGGUAAUUCCUCCUCUUGGAGAGUUGUGGUUCGCUUAA
Ilex paraguariensis (yerba mate) is the source of this 1005-nucleotide messenger RNA. Lineage: Eukaryota; Viridiplantae; Streptophyta; Magnoliopsida; Aquifoliales; Aquifoliaceae. The record is from the annotation of a GenBank genome assembly.